Molecule: messenger RNA, 705 nt
Organism: Morone saxatilis (striped sea-bass)
Lineage: Eukaryota; Metazoa; Chordata; Actinopteri; Moronidae
Product: cytokine-like protein 1
Exons: 4
Coding region: 48-437 (129 amino acids)
Biological process (GO): positive regulation of transcription by RNA polymerase II
Source: RefSeq, a predicted model, not a curated record
ACAGACACAAACAAAGGCUCUGUUAGUGCAGAAGGUGUCAGUGAGUCAUGGCGAUCUUUAACCACUUGUUGCUUGCUUUGGGUUUGGUGCCGCUGGUACUGAGCUCCCCUUUCUACCCACCAACAUGCUACAGCAAGGUACUGACUAUGGCACGAGAGGUCACACAGUGGGCUGCACAUUUAAAGAGGGACCAUGAAACUAGUUUCUGUAUGGCACACAUGCCAGAUCUCUACGUUGAUGUUCAUAAUUCUUGUGUGAUGUACAAAAUGAGGACCUACAUCUCCCUGGUGGAAGGCCUGCGACAGCGCCGCUGUGCUUACACCAGAGAAGUGAGGAAGCUGGGUGUCACUCUGAGACAGCUCUUCAUCAUCAUGUCAGAGAAAUGUCACGGGGACUUGGCGUUCAAGAUCCAUGACUGUGCUGCACUGGAGCGCUGACAUACUGGAUCCUGAAAUGACAAUAUGUCUGCUUAAGGAGAGUGAAGAGACAGCAACAAUAGUCCUUCUGUGUACAUUAUUCAAGUGAUGAUUGAAAGUCACAAGACUGACUGAAGUUAUGUAGGGUAUCUAUGGUAUCGUUCCUAAAAAUGUACUUUAAUCAUCUGUUGCCUGACUAUAAUUUGGUUUUAUUGCCACUAGUUAUCACAUCUUUCUUAUGGAAUCUGAUUGAGGAACCAUUUCAUAUAAUAAACUUUAUUAAAAUGCU